UCCGCGCCCCGUUGGCCCGCGCGCGCAUGCGCAGUGACGCCCUCCCCUGCGCCGGCCGUUCCUGCCUCCACUGCGCAGCCGCCGACCGCCUCCGAGGGCCGCCCCUUCCCCCGCCGGGCGGUGGGCGCGGCGGCGGGCGGCGGCGAGGAGCCGCGGCGAUGGAGCAGAAGCGCAGCCCGGAGACCGGCCCGGAGGCGGGGCCGGAGGACGGGGACCCCGCGGGAAAGAAGCGGCUGCUGUGUGCGGACUUCGCCUCCGUCGCCGGCUGCCAUGUCGAUGUGGCGCGGCGCUACCUGGCGGAGAACGCCUGGGAGGUGGAGAGGGCGCUGAACGCCUACUUCGAGCCGCGAGCGGAGGAGGGCGCCCUCCCGCGCCGCCCCGCGCCCCCGCCAGCGCCGGUGUCCUGUGUGGACCUAACCAAUGAGGAAGCGCCUGACCCCGUCGGCUCUAGAAGCGGCUCAGCUGGACCCCCCCAGCAGGAAGACGGCAGCAUGUUCUCUCUCGUCUCCUGGAACGUGGACGGGCUGGAUCUGAACAACCUGUGGGAGCGGGCUCAAGGGUUACCAGAGAGCAGCAUGAACAUGGAUAUUGGGUGUCUGCGAUGGUACAGCCCAGAUGUGAUAUUUCUGCAGGAAGUUAUUCCCCCAUAUUACAGCUUGCUAAAGAAGAGAGCAAGCAGUUAUGAGAUUAUUACAGGUCAUGACGACGGGUAUUUCACAGCCAUAAUGUUGAAGAAAUCAAGAGUGAAAUUGAAAAGCCAAGAGAUUAUCCCUUUUCCAAAUACACAAAUGAUGAGAAACCUUUUGUGUGUGCAUGCGAGCGUGUCGGGAAACGAGCUGUGCCUCAUGACUUCCCACCUGGAGAGCACCCGGGGGCACGCGAAGGAACGCGCGAAUCAGUUUAAAAUGGUUCUAAAGAAGAUGCAGGAGGCUCCCGAGUCGGCCACCGUCAUAUUUGCAGGGGACACAAAUUUAAGGGAUCACGAGGUUACCAAAUGCGGUGGUUUACCCAGCAACAUCUCGGAUGUCUGGGAGUUUUUGGGCAAACCUAAGCACUGCCAGUACACGUGGGAUACACAGAUGAACUCUAACCUUGGCAUCCGUGCCACCUGUAAGCAUCGCUUUGAUAGGAUAUUUUUCCGAGCGGCGGCGGGAGGCGGCCACAUCAUUCCCCAGAGUUUGGAUCUCCUUGGGCUGGAGAAACUGGAGUGUGGCCGGUUUCCCAGCGAUCACUGGGGCCUUCUGUGCACCUUGGACGUCAUAUUGUGAAGAGCUUUUCAAGUAGAAGUCACAUGUUCUGAGUAGUUUUGUGCUGGAGAUUUGCACAUAGAAUUCCUGCCAUCUGGAAAGUCAGGUUUCGUAUGGAAGGAAUAUAUUGGACCACCAGAAGAGAAGGAAAAACUGAUUCUAUUUUGUGUUUUGUGUCCUUAGUUUUCAGAACAAAGUAUUAAUGUUUAUUUCGAGGGAAUAUCUGUGUUCAGAAUAUGAGGUCUCCUGGUGAGAGUACAUGAAGGCUGUCAGCUGUCAGUAGUGCUGAGAGCUGCGGCUAGAUUGCACUGCCUCUGGGCCAGCCUUUAGCGUUGAUUUAUUGUAGAAAUCGGGAACCAAAGUAGUGAAUGUUUAGGUAAGUCUUCAAGAGAAACAAACUGGAGGCCACUGAGUCCUUGGCACUGGGUCUUUGGUACCAGGUCAUCAGCGUUGGAGCGGGCGACAGCUGCCCUGUGUCAGCCGACCUUGCCUCACUGGUGAGCUGGACCUGAACUCGUGACUUAACAUUCCUUAACUUUUAAAUCCAUAUCUGUAGUUGUGUAACCAAGAGAGCCAAGUUGGGCGUGAUGGGGAUGAAAGUCCGUUUACAGCAGUUCUGGACUGGUUUUCGAGAGCAGAAUAAUGUGUAAAGAGAAACAGCCUUUUAGUUUUGCUACGCUAAAUGGAAUUAUUUUACAAGAGAUGAGGAGCACCUUUAAAUGUGCUUUAAGGGAACAUUUUUUCCCAUAAGAGAAAGAUACUUUAAAUAAAGAAAUGUACUUGCUUGUA
Myotis myotis is the source of this 2036-nucleotide messenger RNA. RefSeq names its product tyrosyl-DNA phosphodiesterase 2 (gene TDP2). The record is from RefSeq and is a predicted model, not a curated record. Gene Ontology annotation, molecular function: single-stranded DNA binding; 5'-tyrosyl-DNA phosphodiesterase activity; protein binding. Bases 27 to 1268 code for a protein of 413 amino acids. NCBI's taxonomy places the organism in Eukaryota, Metazoa, Chordata, Mammalia, Chiroptera, Vespertilionidae. Gene Ontology annotation, biological process: double-strand break repair. The transcript has 8 exons. Gene Ontology annotation, cellular component: PML body; cytoplasm.